AUGCGUUUACCAGCGCCUAAAGACGACCAGCAGGCUUCUCCAGACUCUCACUGGAGCAAGAGGAGGCGGCUCGAUGACCAGGAACAACACUUCAACCUGGCAGAGAUUCUGGUUACCUGUACGCGAGACGGAAAGACUCACUCCGUUCCUCUCGUGUCAUUUAUCCCAUCCAAUCUCCUUAACAUCGAGAAGCCGCAAGUCUACCAAUUCAGCUACGACCUCCUCCGCACCUGGCUCGAGACUUGCUGCGGUAUGCCGCCAGAAACCCCUUUGGCGGUGCUGCUGCACGCCUCCGAUGGCAGUCCCAAUACAAGCAUCGUCGAGAACAAAUGGAACUUUGCCAAAGUGCUCCAUCGGAUCUGGAAUGGCACCUGCGUGGUUCCCUACGAUGCAGAGCUCAAAUUCUAUCUCCCGGUCGCAGAUGCGUGCGAUACCCCUAACGCGGCGAAGGACGACCUUCCGCAGGAUCCUGUCCCUGCGGCCCAAAAGGAAGACGACCAGGCCGCAACUGACCAGCCCCGUGCGCCCGUUCUGGAUCUGACCAAGGACGACUCCGACGACGACCAGGUGGAGGAUGCUGCCGACGAAGCCCACCUUCUGAUUGGGUUUGACCCCAAGAAGUGGAACAUGACACGCCGCAUGUUCCAGCUCGACCAGGUCCCCGAGAGGAGAGAGGCCAAGUACCGGCUGCGCGGCAUUGCCCGCCCUCCUCACAUGUACCAGCUCAUCACCGUGUGGAACAUUCUUACGAACCCGAUUACUACGGGCGUGAGCGGGCUGAUGAUUGGUUGGGAUGUCGGCUUCGGCAAGACCAUGCUGACCCUCGUCUUCUUGCGGAUCAGGGCCGAGCUCGCGAUGCAGUGGGUUGAGGUCAAACGCGAGUGGGAGGCGGCCAAGAAGGGUGGCCUCGUCGAGCGCAGGCACUGGCCCGAGGGUGCCCAGGAGCCGCAGUCUCGCUGCCCUUCUUAUGUCCCGACCUACCAUAAGGGUGUGCUUGAGGGCAGUAUCCAGUGUCCCUGUGUCCCCGGUUCUCAGUCGCGAGAGAUCUGCGAGUGGUACCUGACCAAUACGCCUGCCCUCAUCGUCCUACCCGCUGGCCUAAUCCCGAACUGGCUCGAGGAGGCGGCGAAGGUGUACGCCGACAUGGACCCGAACGAUGCCGACAGCGAUCCUCUGAUGACUUUCUUGGUCUACUCCAGCGAUUUAAAGUCGAAGAAUGGCGAGAUAGUGUUGCCCAGACCCAAAAACACCCGCGGCUGGAAGGAAAUCUCAGAUACGAAGGGAGGCCAGGUGGUCUCCUCUGACGAGUAUGGAACCGAGGAGCUUCUUUUCAUCUCAGGUGGCAGCGGGAUAGCACGGGACAUCUUCAUCGCGAGCAGCGCGGCUGUUGAUAGAAUGCUGAAGUGCUUUAAUGAAGCUGACACAUACUACAGCCAGUGGAAAAAAAUCAAGACGAGGAUCCUCACCGUCGGGGCCUUCGUCAUGGAUGAGUUUCACCUCUACAAGGGGACCAAUGACGCCACUCUCGCCUUCAACCACCUGAAGACCAUCGCCGGCUGUGCAAACCACCCCGUCUCUCUCAUCACGCUUUGUGGCACGACGCUGGAGGAAGGACCUUCCGCGUUCCAGCAUGUUAUCCAGCAUUUCGUCAAUCAGCACAAGAAAUUUCGCAAUGGGGACAACGACCUGCGGUGUAUUGAUAAGCAUGGGUACCGCGUUACGAACGAACAGUUUGAGAAGAUGAAGCAGCUGUUCAGGUCUGCCGUGCAGGGACUGGGCUUUCAGGGGAGGAGUGUCGAGGAGAUUAAGAAGGAGCUGGCACCAUGUGUCUCCUUUUGUCGGCAGUUUAUGGAUUGUCUCCGCCGGGGGCAAAAGUACCGUGGCAAGCCGAUCGACCCGCUCCCUCCUCUUCUCCUCAUACCACUUCUCCGUCUUUCUCCCCAAGCAUGGCUAUGA
Messenger RNA from Cryphonectria parasitica EP155, 1956 nucleotides. RefSeq lists its product as uncharacterized. The transcript has a single exon. Lineage: Eukaryota; Fungi; Ascomycota; Sordariomycetes; Diaporthales; Cryphonectriaceae. The record is from RefSeq and is a predicted model, not a curated record. Bases 1 to 1956 code for a protein of 651 amino acids.